Hippocampus comes (tiger tail seahorse) is the source of this 1409-nucleotide messenger RNA. RefSeq names its product forkhead box D1 (gene foxd1). Gene Ontology annotation, biological process: regulation of transcription by RNA polymerase II; cell differentiation; anatomical structure morphogenesis. Gene Ontology annotation, molecular function: RNA polymerase II cis-regulatory region sequence-specific DNA binding; DNA-binding transcription factor activity, RNA polymerase II-specific. The record is from RefSeq and is a predicted model, not a curated record. Bases 139 to 1140 code for a protein of 333 amino acids. NCBI's taxonomy places the organism in Eukaryota, Metazoa, Chordata, Actinopteri, Syngnathiformes, Syngnathidae. The transcript has a single exon.
CCUCCUCUUCCACCCCUCCCGCAUCUCCUCCUCCUCCUCCUCCUCCUCCUCCUCGCAUGAGUCUCGUCGAGGGAGGGGGGCACGGCGGCGCUUCCUCAACUGGCCCCGGCGGACGCGGCCGGGCGUGAGAGGGGAGCCAUGACUCUGAGCUCCGAGAUGUCGGACGCCUCGGUCCUCUCGGAAGAGACCGACAUCGACGUGGUGGGCGAGGGGGUGGGGGAGGAGGCAGAGCGCGGGCGCGGGCGCGGCUCACCUCCGACCCAGCCACCGCAUCCUCAUCGGUCGGACGCCGGUGGCGCGGCCGCCGCGGAGCCGGGGCGGGACGCCUACAAGGCGGCGUCGGCGGCUGGAAAGAACCCGCUGGUGAAGCCGCCUUACUCGUACAUCGCCUUAAUCACCAUGGCCAUCCUGCAGAGCCCCAAGAAGCGGCUGACCCUCAGCGAGAUCUGCGACUUCAUCAGCAACCGCUUCCCCUACUACCGCGAGAAGUUCCCCGCCUGGCAGAACUCCAUCCGGCACAACUUGUCGCUCAACGACUGCUUCGUCAAGAUCCCGCGCGAGCCCGGCAACCCGGGCAAAGGCAACUACUGGACGCUGGACCCGGAGUCGGCGGACAUGUUCGACAACGGCAGCUUCCUGCGGCGGAGGAAGCGCUUCAAGCGGCAGCAGACGCAGGACUUGCUGCGGGAGCACGGCGGCUUCCUGCCGGCCGCCGCGGCCGCCGCCGCCGCCGCCUACGGCUACGGGGGCUACGGCUGCGCGGGUUACGGCCUCCCGCUGCAGUCCUACCACACGCACUCGGCUCUCUUGGCCUUCCAGCAGCAGCAGCGGCAGCAGCAGAGCGCCCGGCACGGCGGCACCGCGCUGCCCGCCGCCUCGCUGCCGCCCUCCGCGGAGCGCCCUCGGGGCCGCUUCUACCCGUCCCUGGGCGCCGGGCCGCAGGGCUCGCCGGCCGGCGCGCGCAAAUCGGACUCGCCGGCGCACCGCUCGCCCUUCUCCAUCGAGAGCAUCAUCGGCGGCGGCUCGCCGAGCCCCUCCAGGACUUCCCCGGCCGUCGCGGUGCCCGCGAUGGCCGCCUCGCUGCGGCCGCCCUCGGCCGUCUUGCACCCGCUGGAAAACUUCACCGCCGGCGGCUGUUAAACGGGACUCGAACGAACGAACAAAACGCAAACGAACAAAUAAACGGGGCCCCUCGGUGAAAGGUAGGAGAAUUAUUUUUGUACGUUUACUGUAGCGAGCGCGCGUGGCGCGCGCGUUCACGCGAUUUGAGAGGAUAUUUCAUGUUCACCUUUCCUCUUAUUUUUGGAAAAAUCAGGAUGUUUGGACUUUGUCUCCUCCAGCCACAAUCUCAGGACGAAUUGCUCGAAAUGAUCACGUGUUGGGUUUUUGGAUGUUUUUUUUAGUUUUGU